AUGUUGAAACUAAUCCUAUCGAUUUAUUUUUCAUUAUCUAGCUGUUAUUGCAAAAAUCCGUAGGUUCAAUUAUCCAAUAACUGUUCAUUCUUAUUUCCAGAUUGGUUGAAAAAUUAGUAGAUUAUUCAAAUAAUUUACAAGGUUUUCUAGUUCAUCCUGUGUAAGUUUUUAGUUUCACCGAAUGAAAUAUUUUUGAGAAAUUUUCAGAAUACAAAAACAAAUUCCAAAACGUCCGGCAAUCAUAAUUUUUCAUGCGUUUACUGGUCGAACAGAAUUUGAAAAUGAGAAAGCGAGAAGUCUUGCAAAGUUAGGAUAUGUUGCAUUUGCAGCAGAUACGUAUGGAAAAACUGGAUCAACGGAAACGAUUGAAGGAAAUUUCGAAAUUAUGAAACAUAUCUUAGGAAAUCGGUUUGUUCCAGACUUAUUUUUUUUCAAAUGAAUUCAAUGCAAUUUUUACAGAACAACGAUUCUUCGAGAAAGAAUAUUAGCAGCUUGGACAUUUAUUAAUUCUCUAGAUUUUGUUGAUUCAAAUAGAAUCGGAAGUAUUGGUUAUUGUUAUGGUGGAUUAUGUAGUUUGGAUUUGGCAAGAUUUGAAAUUGGAUUGAAAGCGGCAGUGUCAUUUCACGGAACGCUAUUAAAAUAUCCAGAAGAAUCUGAGAAUCUGAAAAAUAUAUCUUGUGCGAUUCAAGCACAUCAUGGAGAUCUGGAUAUUCAUACAAAUAAUGAAGAGGUACACACUUUUACAUUAUUUUUUGAUCGGUGAAACACUUGAAAAUACUACAGUAUUCUCAUAGAAAAAAAAAUAAAUUUAAGGCUUCGAAUUUCAUUGAAGAGAUGCGAAAUCGAUCGAUGGAUUGGCAAUUUUUGAGAUAUUCAAAUGCUGAACACGCAUUUACACUUUUCGGAGUUGAUGAUUUCAAAAUUCCCGGAGCAAGUUAUAAUGAGAAAGCAUCAAAUAGAUCAUGGAGUUAUAUGCAAGUAUUUCUUGCUGAAAAAUUACUGUAA
Molecule: messenger RNA, 1005 nt
Organism: Caenorhabditis angaria
Lineage: Eukaryota; Metazoa; Nematoda; Chromadorea; Rhabditida; Rhabditidae
Source: the annotation of a GenBank genome assembly